AUGCCAGGCUCUGCCCUCCUGCUGGUGGCCCGCACAGAGCAGGCGCUGAGUAUGUUGGCCGAGGAACUGACACUCCAGUACCCAGAUACUGAGGUGAGAUGGGUGGCAGAAGAUCUGGGCACAGCAGACGGGGUGAAGUGGACAGUACAAGCUGCACAGGCGCUGAAUGGACAGAACGCACCACAAAGGAUCCUCAUUGUCAAUAACGCAGGGUCUCUGGGUGAUGUUACCAAGUCUUUCGUGGACUUCACAGACCCUCUAGAAGUGGACAGAUAUUUCUCUUUCAACGUGUCAUCCGCACUGUGUCUGACCUCUUCCCUGCUGAAAGUCUUCCAAGGACGUCCGGGGGUACAGCGACUGGUGAUCAAUGUCACAUCUGUGGCAGCUCAGCAGCCAUUUAAGUCCUGUACACUGUACUGUGCUGGGAAGGCAGCUCGGGAAAUGAUGUUCAAGGUGCUGGCCGAGGAGGAGACAGAUGUCCGCGUACUCAACUACGCACCAGGGCCCCUGGAUAGCGCCAUGCAGGAGCAGAUGCGAAGUCAUACAGCAGACCCCGAUGCCCGUCUUCAUUUUAUUAGUUUGCAGAAAAGCGGACAACUUGUUCCUUGCCACACCUCUGCGAAGAAAAUGCUGGACAUUGUCGUGGGAGACGCCUUUGAAUCUGGCAAGACUGUUGAUUUUUUCGAUUAG
Messenger RNA from Staurois parvus, 690 nucleotides. The record is from the annotation of a GenBank genome assembly. NCBI's taxonomy places the organism in Eukaryota, Metazoa, Chordata, Amphibia, Anura, Ranidae.